AUGGGACAGCUGAUGAGGCAUAUGAAGACUGCUUCAUCACCCCAGACUGUUUCAUCACCCCAGACUGUUUCACAGACUGUUUCAUCACCCCAGACUGUUUCAUCACCCAGACUGUUUUCAUCACCCCAGACUGCUUCAUCACCCCAGACUGCUUCAUCACCCCAGACUGUUUCAUCAUCACCCCAGACUGUUUCAUCACCCCAGACUGUUUCAUCACCCCAGACUGUUUCAUCACCCCAGACUGCUUCAUCACCCAGACUGUUUCAUCCCCAGACUGCUUCAUCACCCCAGACUGUUUAUCACCCAGACUGUUUCAUCACCCCAGACUGUUUCAUCACCCCAGACUGUUUCAUCUUCACCCCAGACUGCUUCAUCACCCCAGACUGCUUCAUCACCCCAGACUGUUUCAUCACCCCAGACUGUUUCACAUCACCCCAGACUGCUUCAUCACCCAGCGCUAUCACCCCAGACUGUUUCAUCACCCCAGACUGCUUCAUCACCCCAGACUACUGCUUCAUCACCCCAGACUGCUUCUUCACCCUCACCUUUGCUUCAUCACCCAGACUGCUUCAUCACCAGACUGUUAUCACCCCAGACUGCUUCAUCACCCCAGACUUCUCCCCAGCCUUCAACCAUACCCAGACUGCUAUCACCCCAGACUGCUUCAUCACCGACUAUCCAGACUGUUUCAUCACCCCAGACUGCUUCAUCACCCCAGACUGCUUCAUCCCCAGACUGCGACUGUUCAUCCCCGACUGUAUCACCCAGUGUUUCAUCACCCCAGCUGCAUCACCCCAGACUGUUUCAUCACAUCAUGCUCUUAUCACCCCAGACUGUUUCAUCACCCAGACUGUCUAUCACCAGACUGUUUCAUCACCCCAGACUGUUUCAUCACCCCAGACUGUUUCAUCACCCCAGACUCUAUCGACUGUUUCACCCCAGACUGCUUCAUCACGUGUUUCAUCACCCCAGACUGUUUCAUCACCCCAGACUGUUUCAUCACCCCAGACUGUUUCAUCACCCCAGACUGCCAUCACCCCAGACUGCUUCAUCACCCCAGACUGCUUCAUCACCCAGACUGUUUCAUCACCCCAGACUGUUUCAUCACCCCAGACUGCUUCAUCACCCCAGACUGCUUCUUUCACCCCAGCUAGACUGUUUCAUCACCCCAGCUGCUUCAUCACCCCAGACUGUUUCAUCACCCCAGACUGCUUCAUCACCCCAGACUGUUUCAUCUAG
Homarus americanus (American lobster) is the source of this 1239-nucleotide messenger RNA. RefSeq names its product mucin-5AC-like. Bases 1 to 1239 code for a protein of 412 amino acids. The transcript has 3 exons. The record is from RefSeq and is a predicted model, not a curated record. Lineage: Eukaryota; Metazoa; Arthropoda; Malacostraca; Decapoda; Nephropidae.